AUGUGUAAAGCGUUGAAAAAAUUUGUAGUUGACGGAGAACCUGGCAUACCCGGAAAGCCCGGAAGAGACGGCGAUGAUUCUCUGAUUAAAACAGAAUUUGAUGGAUAUCAAUCGUGUAUCAUAUGUCCAAAUGGAGCACAAGGAUCACCUGGAGCAAAAGGACCACCUGGCGCUCAAGGACCACCAGGGAAAACUGGAGAACCAGGACGUGAUGGAAGUCCAGGCUUGCCAGGAUUGCCUGGUCUGCCUGGUAAUCAAGGGCAAUGUGGUCCCCGUGGACCAAUUGGGCCUCCUGGACUAAGAGGGUCACCAUCAGUCAUCAUAUACGGUAGACCUGGACCGCAAGGACCACCUGGGUUAGAAGGACCAGUAGGACCACCAGGAGAAGAUGGCUUUCCUGGACCUCCAGGAGAAGUGGGUGCACCAGGCAAGCAGGGUCCUCCAGGUUUCCCAGGUAGUCCUGGAGAAGACGGGCUGCCUGGAAAACCGGGUGAAUCCGGACCACCAGGUACUGAUGCGGCUUACUGUCCCUGUCCUCCACGUACGAGCAAUACGAAUACAAAAAUAAUACCGGACGAAAAGUACGGUACUACAUCACAGCAAGCAGAUACUUCAGAGCAAUCAUCACUUGAUUCAGAAAGCUAUGCACCACCACAAUCUGAUCUUACAGUUGCACAGCGUUUUUCCUUCGAAGAACCCAUCCACGACUCACGUAAGAAAUCACGCCGCAAUCGUGUGAUACGUUUGGCGAAAACAACACGUCAGAAAUCAAGACCACUACACGGAACCAAAAAAUGA
Messenger RNA from Thelazia callipaeda (thelaziosis nematode), 798 nucleotides. NCBI's taxonomy places the organism in Eukaryota, Metazoa, Nematoda, Chromadorea, Rhabditida, Thelaziidae. The record is from the annotation of a GenBank genome assembly.